Messenger RNA from Pisolithus orientalis, 1185 nucleotides. RefSeq lists its product as uncharacterized. Gene Ontology annotation, cellular component: nucleus; cytoplasm. The coding region runs from base 1 to 1185 and encodes 394 amino acids. The transcript has 3 exons. Gene Ontology annotation, molecular function: inositol-1,4,5,6-tetrakisphosphate 3-kinase activity; inositol hexakisphosphate kinase activity. The record is from RefSeq and is a predicted model, not a curated record. Gene Ontology annotation, biological process: phosphatidylinositol phosphate biosynthetic process; inositol phosphate biosynthetic process. NCBI's taxonomy places the organism in Eukaryota, Fungi, Basidiomycota, Agaricomycetes, Boletales, Pisolithaceae.
AUGUCAACAGACACGGGAUCAACCUCGUCGCCACAUGCACAUAAUACUAUCCAUCGAUCCCACACCCUUCCACCCACAGCGCCGCUCUCCUCACAGGUCGGUGGACACGCAGGAGUACAAACAACAGAGGAUGGCUCGUUACUCCUUAAACCGGCCCUCUCUAGAGAACUGGCAUUCUACCAGCUCGUUCGUGAUGGCAUAUCGUCAGACAUCGGCGGCGCGACCGCGGCUGCAUCAGGAUUGAAACCGCUAUUGCCAUGGAUUCCAAAAUUCCUAGGAGUGCUAUCGAUCGGAAACCACCUUGUAGACGUCUCACCGGAAACGAUGGCGACGCAUGGUCUGCCCGCUGUCCCGCCAGCCAACGGAACAACGACUACGAUCGUCCUGGAGAAUCUCACAUAUGGGUUCCACAAACCAUGCAUUCUCGACGUCAAGUUGGGGACCAUACUCUACGAUGAAGAUGCUCCUCCCGAAAAGAAGGAGCGUAUGAUUCGUACCGCUGCGAACACGACCAGUCUCAGUACUGGCGUACGUCUUACGGGCUUCCAGGUAUAUGCAAACGAUCACCCUGAUCCCGUACUUACACCCAAGAAAUACGGGAAAACGAUCAAGCCAGAACAUCUACCAGACGGGAUCGCGCGGUUUUUUCCCUUUCGCGGCCCAGCUUCUUCCACCACCGCGCCUCCCUCUUUCCCAUCGUCAAGCGAUGACAUAACCACGCCUGGUAACAUCCAACCAGGCCUACCUCCACCGUCCCUGUUCGUUCUGCUCACACGCCUCCUCGAGGCACUUGAACAUCUCCGCGCAGCACUUGCCGAAGCGGAAGUACGCAUCGUAGGCGGAAGCAUCCUUAUCAUAUAUGAAGGCGACUGGGCAUGUGCAGAAAAGGCUGUGCGGACACUAGAAGGCGGUUUUGAUCUGAACAGAAAGCCUACCUCUUUCGAAGAAAACGACGACGACGACGACCAAGACUGUGAUGACGAGGAUGAAGAGGAUGACCCGCGCCUGUUCAGACUCUCCCUAAUUGACUUUGCGCACACACGACUCGUGCCUGGACAAGGACCUGACACGGGCGUGCUGCUCGGUAUAGACACACUCAUCCGACUCAUUCGCGAGCGACGGGACGUUGUUCAGUUGUUGAUCAAUGAAGGUGUGGACGCUAAAAGCACUCGUGGUCACACGUAG